Messenger RNA from Pocillopora meandrina, 9499 nucleotides. The record is from the annotation of a GenBank genome assembly. Lineage: Eukaryota; Metazoa; Cnidaria; Anthozoa; Scleractinia; Pocilloporidae.
AUGUUUCAACCGUCGAACCGCCUCGAAGAACCGCCGAUUACUAACGCUCCUUGUUUACUAUUGAGCCUGCGAGUUACGCGUCUAUGGUCAGUGGCUCCAGACUCGGCCCAGUCUGUUACUACUUUUGUUGGUCAACUUCGCGCGAAUUUAAUUGAGAGGCGGUCAGUAGAUCUUCUCAGAGUUUCUCUACCAAAUGCAUGGAAAAGGGUUGUGGAUAACUUUCUCUUAAUGCAGCGAGAGCUUUGUACGUUCCCUCUGGCUUCAAAUUACCUGCAUAAAUUGUCAAAUGCAGGCUAUAUCACCGUUGAUGACCUGAAAGAUGUGACGCCAACUGAAUUAAGUGAAGGCAAGUCCUCGGUUAGAUUGUUCACUUUAUUUCCACUUGUGCUUUUUGACCAACCAGCCUAUGCUUCUUUGUUGUCUCGUGACUUUUCAGCAAACUUCUCGCUUUCAAACAUGCAAAUCAAACAGACGUUUUCAAGGGUGUCAAGAGGUGACGAAGAUGACAAAGAGCUCGAGUGGAUGGGGUGUGGGUUGUUUUGAGAACAAAAAGUUGGAGAUCUUUAAAGGGAGCAGGGUAACAAGACAGAGAAUUGUAUGUGUGAACUGCAUGAUAAAUUGUAAUCAAAUAUUUUCGAAUUGAUUCAAUCUUGACCCUUUGACUCCCAAGAUCUGAUUGUUAAUUCUCAACUCAAGCUGUUACACCUGCAUAUCUGGUAAAAUUAGUUACGGAGUUAAGAAAACAGGAAAUGAGAAUAUUCAAUCUUAUCCAGAAGAAUUUUUUUAUCUUGCUCUAAUACCAAAUUCUUGUACCAGAUUUACAAAGAAGAAGGGAGAAUAAACCAUUAAAUUUUUGGAGUCAACGGUUGAAGGUACUGAAGAGAGUAAGGUGUUAUACCAAAUUGACACUCUUAAGCUGUUUUUGUUUUGUUUUGCCUGUUUUCUGAGUUUUUUUUGAGGAUAGGUAGAUGUGUUUCUUAUCUGGCACUGUUUAGAAAAAAAAUGUACUUCCCAUUGAUUAUUAGAUCUGGGAAUUGAUAAAGAAGAAUCUCUUAAGAUAGUUCAGACUGUGCGAAGCACUAAAGACUCCUCACAAUCCUGGAACAAGAAGCCAACCAUCAGUGGGAAACAUUCAUCAAGUUCCAUCCCAGGAAGUACAAAUGCCUUUGACCUUUUGCAACAAGAGCAGUCUGCUGGUAGUAUUGUCACUUUCUGUGAAAAGUUUGAUGACAUGUUGGGUGGAGGAGUACCAGUUGGUAAAAUCACAGAGUUCUGUGGAGCACCUGGCAUUGGAAAAACUCAAAUAGGGUAUGAACCUAAUAUUACAGUAAUGUUUAAGUUACAAUUAAGUUCUUAUGGACUAAUAAUGUUACAGUAUAAUUUAACAGACAGAAAGAACACUACAGUCCUACAGGCUUUGGAUCAAUACCUGUGGGAUAUCAUAAAACCUGCACUGAGGACUGAAAAGUGACAUCACUGUCAAAAAAACCAUAACUCCUUGAAUCACCACUUCCAUUUCAAUAAAAGCUCCUGUUAAAUGUGUGACCCUUGUUAUAAUUUUUUUUAAUAUAAUAAGCAUCAGUAAACUGUCAGAGGUAAGCAUGCAAUGGACUAGGAUCCCUGACCCUGGAGGGGUAAAAACACUCCCAGUCACUUUGCGCCAUGGAAACAAACCGGAAUAAGCUCAGGCAGUGAGAGAUGACUCGCAUUUAAUUCAUUUUAUUCUACUUUCUCUUACUUGUAAAUCCUUUAAAUUUGUUGUGAUUGCCUCUCUUCAUUUCACCUUAUAUGGAGCCAAUUGAUAUGUUUGUAUUUCUGGUGAUUUCAUGUUUUUUGUAUGGACUACUGACCAACAGGAUUUAGUUAAAUCCUUUUUCCAAACUAUCAAAUGGUUUUAACAUUUUUUUUUUUCAGAAUGCAGCUAGCUGUAGAUGUUCAGAUACCUGAUGAGUUUGGUGGACUUGAUGGAGAAGCCAUUUAUAUUGGUACAGUCAUAUCACUUUUUAUGUUUCAAAGGCAUCAUUUUUUCUAGUGUCCUCAACUUUUUAUUAAUAUUUUCUUGCAACAUUUCAGACACUGAGGGAAGUUUUAUUGUUGAGAGAGUGUUAGACAUAGCAACUGCUGCCAUAAGGCAUAUAACAAAUGUAGUCCAGUCUUCUGAUGCUGAUGAAACAGGUACUGAGGCAUUACAUUUUCUGUGAAACUGUUUCCUUUUUGACUGACGUGGGAUGAUAUUUAAGUCUUACAGGCCUUGAUACCCAAUUCUUAACAAAAGCUUAUCUUAGAUUUCUUGCCAGUAACCCUUUGCAUUCUAACAUCAGUAUGCAUAUUCUCUAUACUGUUCUCUAUUCAUUUCCUAAUGUGCUGACAAGGAGAAUUUGUUUAGGAAUGAAGAUUUGCUUUAGUUGGUGAACAUUUCCUUUAUUCUUGUGACCUUUACAUGUGAUUCAGGGGUAAUACUGUAAGGAGUGUUACACUACUCUUGUUGGACAGGAUGCUUCUCCAAUUGCAGCUAUCCCUGAGCUUUCUUACAAAUGUUUGCCCAAGAACACAACAGAGAGAGUGACCCUGACAAAGGCUAGAACCCAAACCUCUAUUUCUCAUGUCUAGUGCAAAAACUAAGAUAGAAGCAGCCACAUCUCAUUGUAUAUGAUUAUGAGAGUAGCUGAGCAUGUAAGGGACCCAAAGUGAAUCUCAAGGUCUUAUUUUAAAUUACUCAGCUAGUGUCUCUUCCUACCAAGAAAUAAAAACUUCCUUCUCUUCAAUACCCAUGUCUGACAAAGUUGUGAAGCUGACAAUCAAAGUUAUUGGACAAAGAGACCUUUGCAACUUGGAUAGUUCCUGAGAGGAUCUUUAUGCAGAUUAAAAUAAAACAGGAGUGCUUUGUUCAUUAAUUUUCAUCUCUGUCUUUUCAUUACUGUUGCUGACCAGAAAGGGGUCUGCUAAAUGAAGCCUUAAAAAAGUUUCACAUGGAAAGCAUCUUGUCAAGGAUCUAUGUGUUCAGAUGCCAUGACUACAUGCAACUAAUAGCAUUGUCCCAUGUUUUACCAGACUUCCUGGAAGAACAUCCCAAGGUAACUUAACUCAAGGAAAUUCAACCAAAGGGUGAAUCAAUAAGAAACCAAAAUAUGAAUUGCAUUAAAGGGUGAAACAACACAGGCAACUUUGGACUUGGGGUAAGGUUAUUACCAAAAAAAGGGGGGGUGUGUGCCAAGACCCUCAAUAGAAGGCAAGAACUAAAGUGACCUAUGCCAGACUUUCAUGCUAAAUGCUCACAAAUGAAUCAAUGUCUCCCUCAUAAUUUGCACAAAUUGUGUAGUAAUUGUUAAAGUCUGAUGGAGAGCAGUUUCUAUGAGGGAAUGACUUUUUUAGCACAGAUUUCCCUAUUCUAUACUGAUGGACAUGAUGAAGACAAAAUAAUGUUUCUAAAAUUUCUGAAUCUGAAGGUUGUAAUUUUUUUUUGGAGAGAAAUGUUUUUAAUAUUUUUGAAUCUAAAAGUUGUAACACUACUCCUCCUCUCUGCUUCCCCCCCCCCCCCUUCCCUCCCCCUCCCAAGGGUGGUAUACUCUUAAAUGUGGCCAGAGUUAGCAGAGGGUACUGAUGUGGCCCAAAAAAAAGAACCUUUGAGGGUAUACAAUAUUUGCCACAACUUAUGGGAAUUCAUCAAAGUGGUGUAAUUACCCCCCCUCCUUGCACAAUUUUUUUUUUUUUUUUUUUUUUUACAUUGUAAAGUUCUUUGUUGUUUUGUUUGUUUUUUUUCUAAUUUCAGGUGAAGCUCAUUGUGGUGGAUAGUAUUGCAUUUCACUUCCGUCAUGACUUUGAUGAUCUUGCUUUGAGAGCAAGACUGCUGAAUGGCUUGGCACAGAGCUUUAUAAAAAUGGCGUGUGAACGGCAGCUAGCUGUAAGUAAAGAACUUGAAGCAUGCGCCACUUUCUCUCAACCAAUCAAAUGCAAAACUUCCAACAACUUGCAACUUGGUUACGUGUAUUUUCUUUCAUUUCGGGCAGUUUGCUUGAUUUUGAUCUGGUUUUACAACAGUUGCUAGAACUGCACAUUACACAGUCAAGUAACUGGUUUUCAACACGAGAGUAUAACGUUUUCCCGAAUAGUAGUUCAAGAUCUCUUUUUUUUUUGUUUAUAUUUGUUUGUUACUUGUUUAAUUUGUAUUUCAGUAGAUGUAAUUGUUCAGCCAAGCUUACAGAAAAGGUGUCAUUUUUUGUGAGUGUAUUUUUCAGGGGAGCUGAGGCAGCAUAAAGGGGUGAGAUGCGCUUGCCUCGCUCUUGCCCAUAUCGCCUGAUAAAAGCCCAAAAAAAAACUUUUUUCGCAAGCUUGUUUCUCCGUAAAUCAGAUGAAUAGUAGAUGAUAACUGUCUAAGUUCCUGUUGGGUUUAUAACUUAUGUUAGACAAUUUAUUACGCAUGUAUUAGGUGGACAGCUAGUAUUAUGACUUGUAAGUUAUACCCCAAGGAGCCAAUGUUUUUGGUUUUUUUCGUGCCCCACACAGGUAGUUUUCAUGAAUCAGAUGACCACUCGUGUCAAAACCACUCAGCUAGGCCAGUCACAUCUGAUACCCGCAUUAGGUGAGUUGCCUUUAAACGGUAGAACAGCUAACCCCCCUGUUCAGCAUAAAUCAAACUGGAGUUGUUAAUUUGUUUUUUUGUUGAUUGCAGGUGAAAGCUGGGGUCACGCCAGCACGAUUCGUGUGGUGUUGUACUGGGAAGAUAACCAGAGGUACCGACUACUGUGUCACGAACUGUAUAGUAUUAAGUAGAAUAUAGUUUUUUACUAAUUUUUUAAAGUCUCAUAACUUCACACAGUAGAAGGGGCUGCAAAGUGAGUUACUGCAGAAUGCUAACCACUUCUGGAAUCUUGCCUCAAAGAUUUUGCUCGUGAAAUUGAGGGUUUUGAUGCGCUUUUUUCUUACUCAAGGUUUGCCAACUUGUACAAGUCGCCUUCACGACAGGAGAUGAUAAUUCCUUUUCAAAUUACGGUAAAAUGAGAUACUGUAUACUCUUUUACUUGAAUAACUGUCAACUUAAGCUUUGCUUAUCGUGUUUCUGUUGGCCUUUUAACUCCCACGAUCAGAUUCUGACAUCUACACAUUUCCUUGUGAAUAAGUUACAAUAAUUUGGUGUUACAUCAAACGAGCAACUUCUACCUGAUAAGUCGGAGUGUCAUCACCUGUGUUGACGAAUGUAUGGACAAUGAAGAUAAAAGUUGCACGUUAGUCACUUCUGAGAGUAAUAGUGUACAUGAAAAAAUUACGCGCUUCAGAUUGGCUGAAAACGAGUACAUUCUCAUGUAUCACAAGACCAAAGUUGUAAUACGAGCGCAAAUUACAAAUAAUGCACGCGCGCUUUUAAAAUUUCGUCUGUCUUGACUUUCGGCGAUUUUUGUCAUGUACAUUAUUAACAAGUAAUAACAUGAUUCAAUUUGGUGGGAUAAGCACUUGUAAAUGCUUCAAAGACUACGGACUCGUGCAAUUUUUGUCUUUAAAAAAUUUACCCGUGCUUAUUUACAACAAAGUGCACUCGAAAUCAUGUUGUUACCUAUACUUGAUGAGUAAAUUAUAUCAGCGCAAAAGUCAUUCUUGAUUUAUGCCCCUUUCCAUGAUUACCCUUUUUCGUGUUUUUCUACACUAAAAAAGAAAACGAGUCUAGCUCAUUAUGUGAGGGAGACACUUGCAGUUUUCAGAAGUUUUUUUUUUUCACUCCGUUCUCUCUUUCUACCUUUUAUCAACUCGUUUGGAAAUAUAUACUAGUGCUGUUAAUGCAACUGUGGGGAGAUUCAAUUCAUAUUUGGUUUGAGCGCUUUUCGAGUGAUUUUCAUAAAACCAAACCCAAAGUAAUCGCAAUGGCCAAUCAGGAGAAAGGAAAAAACUUUUAAGAGCCAAUGAGAACUUUACUCAAAGUAAAAACAAACCAAACUCCCUAAAGCGCGGGAAAACGCAGGCGACCAAGCCGCGAUUGGUUUUUAGUUUUGCAUCUGAUUGGUUGAGAGAGUGAUGCGAGUUUUCUCCACCAAACGCAGAGCGAAGUAAAGCAAUGCAAUCUAGGACUACUUGUUCUUUAUGCGGUAGUCUUUCGAAGAGUGUGCUGGAAUGGGUGGAAACUGGAAUCAACAGAAACCAUCCCAAUAUAUCUACUUCCCUCAAGAAUAGCUAGGCUAGGGUCCUGUUGAAAGAAUUUCAUGCACGUUAUGCUCUCCUUCAUUUGAUUUUAGGCUGACGGAGUGCGUGACUGUUUCACCAAUAAGCUCCAACAGAGUCACAAGGACAGUAAAGAAGCCCAGUCAGACCAGCAUAGUGUAACAUAUGAAGGAGAAGAAAUUGCAAGUUCUGUUGCUAAGAAAAGACGCCUGAACGAAGUGACUUGAGAAUAAAAUGAUAUGGUUUUAUGAAAAAUUGAUCCUCGUAAAUAAAAAAGAAAUACAUCCUAUUUUGCUAUUUAUUGAUCUAAGACGUGCAACGGCUUCUGUCUUACUUUCUGCGAUAAGUUGGCCAGUAAACUUCCAUGUUAACCAAGGCAGAAUUUCUCCUUACAAUAUCGAUACAAUAUUACACAGAUUACGGGGAAUUGAGUACUUGAUCUAAUGCCAAAUUCUCCAAAUUAACAUUAUAAGAAUUUUAUGAGAGAGAAUGUGGAGAAUUACUAAAUAAUAAGAUUUUGGGAGUGAAAAGGUCAACGUUUUGUUUGCGCUCUCUUCUUUAUUGUGGAUGAAACAAUCUGUAAAGUACGAUUUACAUUAGUUAUUUGUCCAGUCGAAAUUUGGGUGAGAGAUGACCAGCAUCUCUUAAAAUGUUAGUAAAAUACAACUCUCUGUUAGUAUAUUAAAAAGAUAAGCAACGAAUUUUUGGGAACACGAAAAUAACCCUUCCAAUAUUAAAAAAAAAACGUGAUCUUCGUGGAGGGAACAAAUAAAGUCAUCUACCGGGGUAAUCCAGCCUAAAAUCCUUCAGGAAUUCAACCCAAGGCAAAUAACGGCCUACAAUACCUUGCCAACUAAAUUCGCGCUUCCCUAAUGGCGCAUAUGCACCCCACUCAUAGUUAAAUAAGUAAAUGAGUUGUUUUUUCUCUCUUUUGUACCUUGACCCUUUUCGGUCUAAUGUCGGUGUUCAGAUUCUCCACACGGUUCUCAGAACAUUUCCUAUGGUGCUAACACGGAGAAUUUGUUUGACAGUCCACAGCGCUGUCGAUCAUUUUCUUUAUUCAUUUGGCCUUGAUUUUUGAUACAGCGGCGAAACUGUAGAAGAAAUCUGAUGCGUGACACCCUUAGGGGCUAACGGAGGCUUUAGUUCAAAACGUAGUUGUCAAAGAUGCGUUACAGUUUUAGUCUCCGCGUUUGCGUGACGACCGUUUCGUACACUUUAAGAAGUCUUUGCGUUGCCUUCAAAGGUAAUCAAGCUUACUUAAGAAUUGUCACAGAUCAGAAUAUGUGAAGAGGUAAAGUUAUCGCCGGAACCAUAUUAUUUUCCAUCGAUGAAACUGGUUUUUCAAAAAUCUCACAAAUAAAGUAUGCAUAUCGGUGGGAUGACGUAAUCAGCACAUGACGAGGCAAUUUGCGUAGCAAUUCCAGUCACACCGGCAUUAUGUAACUUCCAUUUCGGCGGAAACUUCCCUUCGGACUUAGAAAUGGCUUCCUCGUGUUCACAACUAAAAACAAAAGUCUCUGCCUGUGCUCCUACUGAAUCAGGAAACAAAUUGACCUUUGGAGUGUCGGUAACGUUCACGCGCCCUUCGGAAAUCACGGGACCGAAAUUGACCUGAAUAGUCCUUAUCGGUACAUAUCAGUUUACCUUUGGUUGAAAUGUUGCUAGAACUACCCGUCUUUUGCAGUACAAACUAAGGUAAAAUACUGCAGUUUGCAAGCGGUUCUUCAUCCCUCGUACGAUAACUUUCUCAUUUGACGGCGGAUAUAGUACCAUCGGUCACGUAAUUAGAAACAUGGCAAACGGGGAAUUUGCUUCAAAGGGAGCUUGUUGUGUUGUUGGUUGCAAGAAAAUUGCUUUCCUUCUAACUUUUGGAAUUUUGCUCGUGAUAGCAGGAGUAACUCUAUAUUUUGAGAUGGAUCGCUAUAUUCAGAAUAAGAUAAACGAUAAUUUAGUGCUCAAACCAGGUUCAAGUGUUACCAAGGAAUGGAUAAAUCCUUCAGUGCCAAUAUACCUACAAUUCUAUAUUUUUGACAUAUCGAAUCCAAUGGAGGCGAAGCAAGGAAAGCGACCGUACCUUGUUCAGAAAGGUCCGUACUCAUACCGAGAGCACAGGCCGAAACAGAACGUAACAUGGAAUUCAAAUACAGAAACGGUGACGUACAAUGAGAAAAUGUCGUUCGUCUUCGAUGCAGAAACAUCUUGUGAUACCUGUGAUCCCUUUACUGAUAUCGUAACUACAGUAAAUAUUCCAUUAGUUACAUUGGCGGAAGCAGCUGGUAAAUUACCAAAGAUUGCGCGAGACGCUAUAUCACUUAUCUUUGAUGGUUUUCAGGAGAAACUGUAUACAAAAAGGCGCGUCCAAGAUUUACUUUGGGGUUACCCUGAUCCAAUAUUCAAGGAGUACAAUGAUUUAAGGGACGAUCUUCCAAAGUUUUUGCAGGAAUAUCUUCCUGAGGUACCUUUCAUAAUAGCCCUUCAACAGAAUAACACUUAUGACGGUGUGACCAGUGUAUUUACUGGCAAGACUGAUAUCAGCAUGUUGGUGCACUGGAUGGAUUGGAAAGGUAUGACAAAGCUCCAGGUUUGGAAAACCAGGUAUGCAAACAUGAUAAAUGGAACAGAUGGCUCUCAAUUUGCUCCAGGAAUAAGCAAAGAUGAUACACUGUAUGUGUUUGUUACACAACUGUGUCGUUCGCUGUACUUUACUCAUGAAACAGAGAGUGAUGUCCAUGGUAUUGAGGCCCUUCAAUUUACUGUCCCUUCAAAGGCCUUUUUGAAUGCCACUGCAAAUCCAGACAAUGAAGGGUUUUGCACAAAAAAAUGUUACCCAUCUGGUAUUUUGGAUAUUGGUGUAUGUCAGCCACCCUCCCCUAUAGCGAUACCCCUUUUUAUUUCAGCACCACAUUUCUACUUGGGGGACAAAUCCCUUCUCAAGCCACUAGAAGGUCUUUCUCCAAAUAAAGCGGAUCAUGGCACUUUUCUUAACAUAGAACCUCACAUAGGAAUAUCAUUGUGGAGCAGCAAGCGACUUCAAAUCAAUGUGAAAGUUGAACCUGUGGAUGGCAUUUCUCAGACAUCUGGAAUCCCAAGCAUGUUUUUUCCUGUCUUGUAUAUAAAUGAGACAGCAACUAUUGACAGUUCAACAGCUGAGAAGCUGAAGAGUCAGGUGCUAUCCAAGUUCACUCUAGUUCAUGCCAUUGAGCUGGGUGUGGUUUCAUUGGGAGGUCUGCUUAUCAUCAUUGCUUUCAUUUUGUUCAUUGUUCGUACUUUACAUUUACGAAAAAUGAGGAGGCGAAUGCUUAUAGGUUUAAUCAACCGUGGUUCUGAAACAAGUCCUCUUUUGUCGUAA